Serpula lacrymans var. lacrymans S7.9 is the source of this 504-nucleotide messenger RNA. RefSeq lists its product as uncharacterized. NCBI's taxonomy places the organism in Eukaryota, Fungi, Basidiomycota, Agaricomycetes, Boletales, Serpulaceae. The record is from RefSeq and is a predicted model, not a curated record. The annotation marks the transcript as partial. The transcript has 3 exons.
AACAAACAUUCAUCUUACUAGUAGACCAUUUUUUCACUUGGAUGCCAUCCAUGCCCUUAAAACUUAUUGUCCGAAUGUCUUCUGGCCUUUUUUUUCAGGCAGAUGGCCUACUAGUAUGCUGGACUACGCACAAUGCGGAUUUAACCAUUGAAUCGACUCAGCUGGACUACCAGUAGGCUUAUAUACUAAGCAUGAUAUCUCACAACGAACGCAACAAAGGUAACAAUCCAAAUGGCCUUCAUGUCUCUCUCAUCCUGGGGCGAGCCCUCCGCAGGCAAACGCGCCCUCCUCAUACACGGCGUCUCCUCUGCCUCUCAGACCUGGCACCGCGUCGCAAAGUCUCUUGCAGGUCAAGGCUACCUCGUCACUGCCCCUGAUCUUCCCGGCCACGGCACUGCGAACCGCUCCUCCGACUAUACUCUCUCUGCUUUCGCCGACGCCCUCCGGCCCCUCUUCGCCUCUACGCGCUUCGAUCUCGUCAUAGGCCACUCCCUCGGUGGUCUC